Molecule: messenger RNA, 1261 nt
Organism: Medioppia subpectinata
Lineage: Eukaryota; Metazoa; Arthropoda; Arachnida; Sarcoptiformes; Oppiidae
Source: the annotation of a GenBank genome assembly
GUCGCAAAAUCAGAGGAAAACAAAACGAAAAACUCAAUUAAAAACAUUUUCCUAUCAAUUAAUAGCACAGAAUAUUCCCAAUUGAUUGCAUAAACACUCGCCUUUAUUUGUCGCUUAUAUUUACCGUAAAAACAAAUUAACUAUUUAUUUGAUUUUUAUGCAAAUGUUGUAAUUUUAAAGCUUAACUCUUUAAUCGAAAUAUAAGUUUAAAAAUAAUAAUAAUUGAUAAUUACUUACGAUUUGAUAGAAGAAAACGACAAUUUUUUACUUUUCUUUCACUUACCGUAAAAAUAGCUACGAUUACGAAGAGAUCGAUGCCAUCAGCAAAUACUUACUUCAGAGGACUAAACACAGGCCAACCAUUGGCAUCAUAUGUGGCUCAGGAUUGGGUGGUUUAGCGGAUCUAUUAUCCGAUAAGGAUGUGUUUGACUACCAGUCUAUACCUAACUUUCCCGUCAGCACAGUGGCCGGUCAUAGCGGGUGCCUUGUGUUUGGCGUAUUGAAAGGCGUUUGUCUGGUGUGUAUGAAAGGCCGGUUUCAUCCGUACGAGGGAUACCCUAUGGCCAAGUGUGCAAUGCCUGUCCGGGUAAUGAAACUGUUGGGAGUAAAGACACUGCUGGUGACGAACGCGGCGGGAGGUCUGAACAAGGGAUUCAAUGUGGGAGACAUUAUGAUCAUUAAGGAUCAGCUCAAUUUGGCCGCAUUUUCCGGCAACAGUCCCCUCCGGGGCCGCAACGAUGAGCGCUGGGGUCCGCGCUUUCCGCCGAUGAACAACGCCUACAACAAAGACCUCAUAAAAGUGGCCAAACAUUGCGCUCAGGGAUUGGGAUUAAAGCCCUUUUUGCGGGAAGGCGUGUAUGUGAUGACUGGCGGACCCACUUAUGAGACAAUCGCCGAAAUCAGAUUUCUGGUCAAUUAUGGCGAUGCCAUUGGCAUGAGUACAGCCCAUGAGGUGACGGUCGCCCAUCACUGCGGACUCAGAGUGUUUGGUCUCUCUUUGAUUACCAAUCAAUGCAUUUCCGAUUACGAGAGCAAAUCGGCGGCCAAUCACGAGGAAGUGCUCGAAGCGGCCAAAGGAAGAGCCAAAGACUUGGAGAUAUUCAUCGAAACAUUAGUCGAGAACUUUAAUAAAUACGAUCUCUUUCUCCAAAAGAGCGCUAAAAAGUCCGUCAAAUAAACGCAACUAUUAUUUAAUUGUCAUUUUGUGUGGCAUUUGAUUAUUGAUAUUACUAUUAAUAAACUGAAUGUUAAAAAUAAAAUA